Hibiscus syriacus is the source of this 3363-nucleotide messenger RNA. RefSeq names its product probable serine/threonine-protein kinase SIS8. Gene Ontology annotation, molecular function: protein kinase activity; ATP binding. The record is from RefSeq and is a predicted model, not a curated record. Gene Ontology annotation, biological process: protein phosphorylation. NCBI's taxonomy places the organism in Eukaryota, Viridiplantae, Streptophyta, Magnoliopsida, Malvales, Malvaceae. Bases 215 to 2953 code for a protein of 912 amino acids. The transcript is spliced from 14 exons.
GGUUUUUUAAGUUAAAUAUAUUUGUAUGUAUUGGAGGGAAUGAGUGAACGGUUAAUUUAAAGUCUUUCCAGUGGUAGCUUGAGGGCGAAGAGGAAGCAGGUUAAGCGAAUCUGCCAAGGGGCGAGCGUAGGUUAGAGUAGGAAUUAGAAACAACGAAAACAAGAAAAAGAAUUGGAAAAAAAAAGAGAGGAAAAUAAAAGUCGCCGUUGAUGAUAUGCCGAAAAUGAAGCAUCUGUUAAGAAAACUCCACAUCGGCAGUGGUUUCAAUGAGCAGCAACGAUUGGCGGAGGCGCAACCCGUGAUCAGCCUGAGUCCGAGCCCGAGUCCGAACUCGAAUUCCAACUUCAACUCGAUGAACCUAACGGGAGUGGAAACGGCGACUUCUUCUGAAUCGUCGUCGGUUAGUUCGGGACCAAUGAGGAGAACCGGGGCCUCUGAAUCGGUCGGGGGAGACAGGUCGACUGGAGAUGAGGUGGAUUUUAGUUUAUUAGAGGAAGAGUUUCAGAUGCAGUUGGCUCUGGCGAUCAGUGCCUCGGAUCCCGAGACUGCUCAGAUCGACGCAGCUAAAAGGAUUAGCCUCGCCGGCACCGAUACCAGCAUUUUCGUUGAGGUCCUCUCGCUUCGUUAUUGGAAUUAUAAUGUUGUAAACCAUAAUGAAAAAAUUGUGGAUGGAUUUUACGAUGUGUACGGCAUUGCCUCAACUCUGGGUGCACAAGGGAAAAUGCCUUCUUUGGUUGAUCUUCGAGCAGUAUCAGUGUUAGAUAAUGACGACUCUCAAAUAAUUUUGGUUAACCGGUUGCUUGAUCCUGAACUGCAAGAGCUCGAGAAAAGAGUGUAUAACAUGUAUGUGCAGUCACAAGCUUUUGGCCAUGGUCCGGUUGUAAGUGGCAUGAUUCAGAAAAUUGCAGAAAUGGUUGUUAAUAGAAUGGGUGGUCCUGUUGCUGAUGCUGAAGAGAUGAUGAGCAUGUGGACCUCAAGAAGUUACGAGUUACGAAGAUCUCUGAACACUAUCAUUCUUCCCCUUGGACAGCUUGACGUUGGACUUUCCCGUCACAGGGCCCUGCUUUUUAAGGUUCUAGCCGAUAGAAUUAAUCUCCCCUGCAUGCUGGUCAAAGGGAGCUAUUACACUGGUACAGAUGAUGGAGCCGUGAACUUGGUUAGAAUCAACAAUGGAAGCGAGUAUAUUAUUGAUCUGAUGGGUGCUCCUGGGACCCUAAUUCCUGCUGAAGUACCAAGCUCUCAUCUCCUAAAUUCUGCACUAGGCGUAAGGGGAUUUACUGAUCUUACUGAAGCCUCCCAAGGUUCAUGCUUGCUGCUUGACAAAGGAAUUGAAAGUAUUUCAUCUUCAGCCACUCCAGAAAUAGGCUCUAAAGCUGGUUCCCUAAGGUCAGUGGAAUUCGUUAGCAGUCAGACAGAAGAAGAUGAGAGGAACUUUGCUGGAAGAGUUGUCUCUGAGAGAUCUGAACUGGAAUCAGGAAAGCUUCUUCCCUCCACACCUAAGUCCGGUGAAAGCACUUCUGGAAUUUUUGAAAAACCAUCAGCAGCUCAAAAGAGAAAGGUUAAAAAUGUAUCCAAGUAUGUAAUUAGUGCAGCAAAGGACCCAGAAUUUGCUCAGAAGUUACAUGCCGUUCUGUUGGAAAGUGGAGCAUCACCUCCUCCUGAUUUAUUCAUGGAUAUCGAGUCACAGGACCUUGGUGAACAACGAAUGUCUGAUCAAGUACUGAAAGGGACAAAUGCAGAUGUAACUGCUAGCAGCCACUCAAAUGAGUUGUCAAUUAACGACCAGUGUCUUAUAUCAUCUGGGAUGGAGACUUCAGAAAAUUCUAAUUCCAUAAGAAUCAAUGUUGCAUCUUCCCAUGAAGAGGGACUUCUCCUUGGCUGUACAACCAAUGAUUGGAUACAAGUUUGUGAGUCCUGCUCUGCUGAUGAGUUUUGCCAAAUACAACCUCAAAAAGUAUUGGCCACAGUUGAGAAAGUAAUACGAAGGACUUCUGAUAUGGAUAUCAGUAAAGAAUCUGCAUUAGAAAUGAUAGAAACUGCAGGUGGUGACUUGCAUAUGGUUGGAAAUGAUCACAGUGAGAAGAUUUAUCCUAUGCCGAGGGAGGUUUCUGGAUGGGAAAUUCCAUGGGAGGAUCUUCUAAUUGGUGAACGAAUUGGUAUUGGAUCUUAUGGCGAGGUCUACAAAGCUGAGUGGAAUGGCACUGAGGUUGCUGUGAAGAAGUUUUUAGAUCAAGAUUUCUCUGGUGAUGCACUGGUUCAAUUUAAAUGUGAAGUUGAAAUCAUGUUAAGGUUGAGGCAUCCAAAUGUUGUUCUUUUCAUGGGUGCAGUUACCCGCCCCCCACAUUUCUCCAUACUGACGGAGUGUCUUCCCAGGGGAAGUUUGUAUAAUCUACUGCAUCGACCCAAUCCUCCACUCGAUGAGAGGAGACGAAUGAAGAUGGCUCUUGAUGUGGCUAAAGGAAUGAAUUAUUUGCACACAAGCCAUCCUACUAUAGUGCACCGAGAUUUGAAAACACCAAAUCUCCUUGUGGAUAAGAACUGGGUUGUAAAGGUCUGUGAUUUUGGGUUGUCACGCUCGAAGCAUCAUACUUUCCUGUCUUCAAAGUCUUCUGCUGGAACGCCUGAAUGGAUGGCACCUGAAGUUUUACGGAAUGAACCAGCCAAUGAGAAAUGUGAUGUGUACAGUUUUGGUGUGAUACUAUGGGAGUUGGUUACUUUACAGAUUCCCUGGAAAGGUUUGAACCCUAUGCAAGUUGUUGGAGCUGUUGGAUUCCAGAAUAGGCAUCUAGAAAUUCCCGAACAUGUUGAUCCAAUGGUUGCACAGAUUAUACGCGAAUGUUGGCAAGUGGAGCCACAUUUAAGACCAUCAUUCGGGCAGCUAAUGACCCGUCUGCAACGUCUUAAAUGUACAUAUAUCGGAAGACAAAAAAACAGAAACCAAGCUCUAGGAUGAUGAGUGGGGUGAGCGGUGUUUUGAUGUAAUAAGUUAUUUGAUCAGCUGUUUCGUAGCAGCCGGAAGGUUUCCUUUGUUAUGUGCAAAAGAGGUAGGAGUGGGGAAGGUGUUGGCUCAUUCAAAGUGGGGGAUCGGCACUUCGCCAUCCUAUUAUAUAUAAGUGGGGAUUCUUACAUUUAAGCCGCUGCAUAAAAAGAGCAGUGGAGUGGAAGGACACCAUUUAUAAUUUGAGUCUCCUAUUUAUGAAACAGGUAGCGUAUGUCAAGUGUAAGAAAAUUACCUAUAGAAAAAAAAAAAAAACCACCAGUGUUACAAGUUCGUUGCCUGUGGGGGCUGUAGGGGUAAUGGAAUCCCAAUCCCUGGAAUUGUAAACAUGUCAUCUCUACAGCACGGUGUUGAAUCCAAGGAAA